AGCCAUAAAAAAACCUCAUUCUUUACAUCAUCCCCUGUUUUUCAUCAUCACCAAAAACAAAAAUUUAAAAAUGGCGGUUGAAUUAUAUACAGAAAGUCCUUCAAGUAGAGAAAUGAGUCCUAGAAUUUCAUUCUCUCAUGAUCUUAAAAACUCAGAAAUUGUUCCAAUUGAACCCUUAAAAUCAUCUCUUCUUGAUUACGAUUUCGACUUUUGUGUCACUCGAAAAAGCUCUGAUCAAGAACCUACAUUAGCCGAUGAAUUAUUUGCAAAUGGGAUAAUUCUUCCAAUUCAAAUCAAGAAAAAAAAUAUACCCACAAUUUUAAAAUCAAAAUCAUUCUCUCCAUCUUCUUCUUCAUCAUCUUCAUCGUUGUAUUCAGCAUUCUUGCCACCAUUGCCGCCGUCCUCUGUUUUAAACAACGGCGGCGAAAGCGAAAAGGAAACAGAGGAAAAACAGAGCAACAACAACAAUUCUGGCAAAUCAACAUUUUGGACAUUCAAAAGAAGCAAAAGUUUGAAUUGUGGGAGUAUUUAUAAAAGAGGAUUAUGUCCUUUACCUCUUUUAUCAAGAAGUAAAUCAACUGGGUCUUCAACAAGUGCUAAAAGAUCAUUGAUUUCGAAAGAAGAAAAACAGUGUUAUUUGAAGAAUUCAAGCUCCAGUAAUCAUCAAAAACCUCCAUUGAAGAAGAAUUUUGGUGGGUCUUCGUUUAAUUCUGGUGUAAUUCAUGUAAGCCCUGUUCUUAAUGUUCCAACUGGCAAAGUUUUUGGGUUGGGCUCUAUUUUUUCUACUGGCAAAGAUAGAAGCAAGAAGAAAUAAAUUUCAAUCUUUAAUUUUUUAAUUUUAUUUUUUAUGAUUAGUUGAUUGAGUUGCUUGAUAUUUCUUCUAAUUAGAUUUUUAAUUUAUUUUUUUAUUAAAUUUAGCUGGUGUGAUAUGGUGGUUAAAAUUAAAUUAUAUAGCAUGUGAUUAGGUAUUAGAAAGGGAGGGUAAAGAAAUAGAGAUUAGGGAUGUGAAGAUAUCCCACAUGGAAUGGAGUAAAAGACAGGUAACUAAUUUGCUUCUAUUUUUGGAUUUAUAUUUUUUUACCCUUUUUUUGGUUUGUUAUAUACUUAUAUUUAUCUUUGUUAAUAAAAUGGGAGAAAAUACAAGUACGAGUA
Messenger RNA from Chenopodium quinoa (quinoa), 1152 nucleotides. RefSeq lists its product as uncharacterized. NCBI's taxonomy places the organism in Eukaryota, Viridiplantae, Streptophyta, Magnoliopsida, Caryophyllales, Amaranthaceae. Bases 71 to 814 code for a protein of 247 amino acids. The transcript has a single exon. The record is from RefSeq and is a predicted model, not a curated record.